This is a messenger RNA of Sporisorium graminicola, 789 nucleotides long. RefSeq lists its product as uncharacterized. The transcript has a single exon. The coding region runs from base 1 to 789 and encodes 262 amino acids. Lineage: Eukaryota; Fungi; Basidiomycota; Ustilaginomycetes; Ustilaginales; Ustilaginaceae. The record is from RefSeq and is a predicted model, not a curated record.
AUGCACAACACAGCUGCAGCAGCCCAAACUCCAGCCACGGCUACCGCUACGCUAGACCUGGUCGGAGUGCUCGUCGUCCUCUUGAGACCCAGCACGCCUGCAGAUCGACGACGGUUUGAAGACCUGCAAACGCUACGUCGUAAACACGAUCAGGCUUUCGAGCGCUGGCUACCGCAUAUCACCCUCGUACCUCCGUUCACCUUAUCGAGUAGCAGCUUGGAGGCAUCAUCCGCUCUUGCGUCUGGGACCGGCCUUGAGCAGCUGGUGCAGUUGCACACGGAGAAGCUGUCGCAAAUCGCAAAAGCAGCAGCAGAGGUCUGCCACACACACGCGAGCCAUCGUCUACUGUUGGACCAAGUUUCGACCUUUCCACUGCGCAACUACACCAACGUGCACCUUCGACCCGCGCCGCCCACCAACUCCCACGACAAACGCAAAACCUCGUCCUUCUCCUCUGCGACUAGCGACGACCAGGACCAUUCGUCGCACCGCAUCGUCAAGCUCCAAUCCGAUCUAAGCCAAGCCCUCACCCCGGUGCUGCACCCAAACAAGGCUUCGAGUGCUCGACGACGUGAGACCUUCAGACCGCACGUGAGCGUCGGCCAGUCGACCUCGGGCAAAGCAACCUGGCAGCUGUGUAGGAGCGCCGAGAGAGUCCUUGGCUACGAAGGCAGUCCGGGGUUGCUGUGCGACGUGGAUCGCGUGCAACUCAUGAUCAAGCCCAAAGGGUCUGCGGGUGCAUACCACGUUCACCAGGAGCUGCCUCUUUCUCGCUCAUCGAGUCCUUGA